Messenger RNA from Panicum virgatum (switchgrass), 471 nucleotides. Its product is annotated as early nodulin-like protein 2. Lineage: Eukaryota; Viridiplantae; Streptophyta; Magnoliopsida; Poales; Poaceae. The record is from RefSeq and is a predicted model, not a curated record. The transcript has 2 exons. The coding region runs from base 1 to 471 and encodes 156 amino acids. Gene Ontology annotation, molecular function: electron transfer activity. Gene Ontology annotation, cellular component: plasma membrane.
AUGAGGCACCGCUUCCACGUCCGCGACGUCCUGGAUUUCAAGCACUCGAACAACGACUCGGUCCUCCUGGUGCGCCGAGGCGACUACGACGGCUGCCGCGCGGCGAGCCCGGUGCGCCGGCUCGUGGGCGGCGGCGGUGGCGGCGGCGACACCAAGUUCACGCUCGACCGCCCGGGGCUCUUCUACUUCAUCAGCGACGUGCCGGCGCGCUGCGAGGCGGGGCAGCGCAUGGUCGUGCGCGCGGCGGACGCGCGCGACGACGCGCUCGGCGCUCCGACGCCCGCCCCGGCGCCGGCGCGAGAGCCGGCCCCGGGGGGUACGGACGACGAGCCCUCCGGCACCCCGCCGUCCGGGGACCGCCCGAUACCUGCCCCGUUCAAGCUGUUCGUGGCGGCGUUCCUAGGGUUUAUCAGCGGAUGCUUCCUCGCAGGGUUCAUCGUGUGGUUGUGCAUGAACUGUCGUCGCCGCUAG